This is a messenger RNA of Limanda limanda (common dab), 1211 nucleotides long. RefSeq names its product Kruppel like factor 7b (gene klf7b). Gene Ontology annotation, molecular function: RNA polymerase II cis-regulatory region sequence-specific DNA binding; DNA-binding transcription factor activity, RNA polymerase II-specific. Gene Ontology annotation, biological process: regulation of transcription by RNA polymerase II. The transcript has 4 exons. The coding region runs from base 282 to 1211 and encodes 309 amino acids. NCBI's taxonomy places the organism in Eukaryota, Metazoa, Chordata, Actinopteri, Pleuronectiformes, Pleuronectidae. The record is from RefSeq and is a predicted model, not a curated record.
GCGCGCACUGAGGAGAGGAGCGAGCCGAGAGGAGAGGAGCCACAGAGAUAACACACACAAAAAAAAACAACUACUACUAUUUCUUUCCUCCUGUUUUCUUCUUUUUUGGUUUUUGAAUUGAAGCGCUCAGGUGCGCUCUCCUGCACCAGCUGGGCUUUUUGAUCCAGCGUUUCUUGUUUGUUUUUUUUAAGUUUGAGAGGAAGAUUUUUUCUUUUUUAAUCGUUUGGAAUCGGGACUUUCUUUUUUACUGACUUUUCUUUUUUCUUUUUCCUGCAUCAAGCAUGGACGUGCUGGCGAAUUACAGUAUUUUCCAGGAACUCCAACUCGUCCAUGACACUGGGUAUUUCUCCGCGAUGCCUUCCCUGGAGGAGAACUGGCAGCAGACAUGUCUCGAGUUGGAGCGAUACCUACAGACGGAGCCGAAGCGACUUUCGGAGCUCUUCGACGAGGAGCUGGAUUGUCUCUUAACACCGGCGUUCAUGCAGGGCAGUGAGAGCGAUGAGGACCUGAUGGACCCCCUCCUCCCCAACCUGCCUGAGCAGCCCAGCCCGCCUCCACUACUUGUAACUCUCCCCAAGGUCCCAGCCAAGAUCCUCUAUGUGCCAAACCCAAGCAAGACCCAAGCAGAAGCAGGGACCGAAACCCUCACGACCAAGGAGCAAAUCCUCGGAGGAGUCAGCGCCGCACAGCUUAGUGCUGCCGUCACAUCCCUAACGCCGCCGUCGUCACCAGAACUCGGCCGCCACCUCGUCAAACCCACACAAACACUGACUGCGACGGCAGACGGUACCUUAACACUCAAAUUUGUGGCAAAGAAGGUGGGAUUAGGGGCUGCAAAGCUGGUGGCAGCACGGGCAUUACCGUCCCCGCCAAGCAGGGGAGGGACAGUCAGUGACAGCGAGCAGGGAGGAGGAGGAAGUCUGGGAGGAGACGUACCAGAGAACAAGAAGAGAGUCCACCGGUGCCAGUUUAAUGGCUGCAGGAAGGUUUACACCAAGAGCUCCCAUCUAAAGGCACAUCAGAGGACCCACACAGGUGAGAAGCCCUACAAGUGCUCAUGGGAGGGCUGCGAGUGGCGUUUUGCCCGCAGUGAUGAAUUGACACGACACUACCGCAAACACACCGGAGCGAAGCCAUUCAAGUGCAACCACUGCGACAGGUGUUUCUCCCGGUCGGACCACCUGGCCCUGCACAUGAAGAGGCACAUCUGA